Molecule: messenger RNA, 2508 nt
Organism: Lasiosphaeria miniovina
Lineage: Eukaryota; Fungi; Ascomycota; Sordariomycetes; Sordariales; Lasiosphaeriaceae
Product: Rgp1-domain-containing protein
Exons: 3
Coding region: 1-2508 (835 amino acids)
Biological process (GO): retrograde transport, endosome to Golgi
Cellular component (GO): Golgi membrane; Ric1-Rgp1 guanyl-nucleotide exchange factor complex
Source: RefSeq, a predicted model, not a curated record
AUGUCGUCCGACGGCUCCAAAAGCAAUGUGCGUGUCUAUGUGCGCUGGGAGGAGCAGGUUGUCUUUGCCGGCGACGAGGUCAAAUGCACCAUUGUCUUCAAGAACGUCGCCCGCGUCCCGAGCCCGCCCUCUUCGUCGCAGUCGCAGUCGCAGUUGCCGCCGCUGCCCACCUCCCAUGCGCCCCAAAAGUCCUUUGCCCAGCAGCCGAGGCACCCCAGCGGCGAGCGCCCGCCGCGCCAGUCGUCCCCCCUCCAUCCUGCCGCACAAGCCCGAACAAAGCCUAAUGGCGCCGCCCAUCACGGCCUCGCCCCGCCACCAUCCGUCCGCGGCCACCGAUCUACCCUGUCCCUGACGGUCCCAUCUGGUGCUUCCGCGUCGGCUUCCGCUGCCGCUUCCACUGCCGCUGCCGCUGCCGCCUCCCGUUCCCGUGCCGGGUCCAUACCCUGGUCAUCGUCCGCUGCCGGCCCCCCCCCAACGGCCAGCACGGGGGCAUGCCCGCGCGUCCAGCCUGCAGAUUGUCCCCCGUGGUUCCUAUCUCAACGGGCCUCGUUCCGCCCCACAUACUCGACUGGCGAUGCGACUACCCUCCCGGCGCGGCCCAGAGAGCCCGUGCCGACCAUCAACGAGCACGGCGUCGGCCCAUCAGCACGAGUCCUCUCGACGACGAGCAUAGCAGGCACGCCGAGGAGCAGUGGCGAGUUCUAUUCGCUCAGCAACAAUUCAUCCGAGACGCUGGCGUCCGAGUACGUGACCCAGCAGCCUCUGCGGACCCAUGGCCGCCAGCCUCACAACAGGCGGACGUCCAGUCUCGCGCCCGGCUCCGUAAGGUUACCCGAGGCUCUGAUGAUGGGCUACGCCCAACUGCAGGGGACCUUCUCCCUCGACGGCUCCCUCGUCAACCAAGGGCCCUUUGAGCAGGUCAAGCGGAAGGCCGUCGUUGGCGGCCAGGGAGGCGGUGUCAUCGGCGUGGACACGUCGAAGCGAGAUAGCGGCUUGCUGAGGGGGUUUGGAUGGGGCAACUUCACCAGCUCCAUUGGCGAGCUACUGGGCAGCGGCGAACUUAGCAGCAUCAAGGAGAUGCGCGGUAUCGCAAGCUCAAAGUCGAUACCACUGCUUUCAACGCCGCAGUCCAUAUUAUUUGUCGAUCUACAGCUAAGGCCGGGCGAGAGCAAGGCCUUUGAGUACUCGUUCCGCUUACCCAAAGGCCUGCCACCGACACACCGCGGAAAAGCUAUCAAGAUUUCCUACAGUCUGGUGAUUGGCACGCAGCGGCCGGGGGGUGCCAAGGAGCAGCAGGUCAGGUCUGUCGACAUACCUUUUCGGGUGCUGGGCAGCGUCAACAGCUACGGAGAGAUUCUCGGCCACGAUCUAAUGUCUCCCUACAUCAUCCUACGGGACCAAGCUCGGGUCCAGAGCUUGGACAAAGAGAAGGACAGUUCUCGCCUGGAUGGCUCGCUGCAGAAUAAUAAUAAUAGGCUGGGCCCAAUCGGUUCAUCCACCAUGAAAUCGUUCCUCGCGUACGUUGACGAGCUGCUCGCCAGACCCCAGGAAAGCGCUGCCGGCCUGCUGAGCCCCAGUGCCAUGCCCACGUCUCGGCGAGCGUCGAUGUACUCGUCCACGGAUGACGGGUUCCCCGGCGGAAUGGUGACGACCAGCGCCAAGGAUGCCAUCGACCUGGCCAUUAUGCGCGCCAACAUGACGGGCGCCGGCCAGCAGAGCGCCAACCGCUUCGAGAUUGCGCGCAACGGGCGCCGCGUCGGUAUCGUCAUGCUGGCGCGCCCGGCCUACCGCCUCGGCGAGGUCAUCAACAUGGCCAUCGACUUCUCGGGCGCCGACAUCCCCUGCUACGCCGUGCACUCGGCGCUCGAGUCGGCCGAGCGCGUCGACCCCAGCCUCGCCCUACGGUCCGACGCCAGCAUCCACCGCGUCACGCGCAAGGUCUGGGUCACGGCCAGCGAGGCCACCCUGUACGCGCGCCGCAUCGUCUUCAACCCCACCAUCCCCGUGUCGGCCACGCCCGAGUUUGUCACGAGCGGCGUCUGUCUCGAGUGGAAGAUCCGGCUCGAGUUCGUCGUGCCCACUCACGACGUCGAGCGCGGCGACAUUGAGGACAUUGAAGAGGACGACGAGGAUGUCGAGGAAGACGACGAAGAAGAAAACGACGACGUCGACGACGACGGUGACGAGGAUGAAGACGGCAGCGGCGAGGGUGGCGCCGACGACAACGGCAGCGAGAAGACAGUCCAGAGGACCCGCCAUCAUCGACGCCACCACAGAAGCAACAAGCGCCGCCUCGUCGCGGUCGCCGGCAACAGCGGCCCUGUCCACCCGCUGCUCGAAGAAAUUUCCCGCGACGACCGCGGCGGCCUUGUCCUCGUCGCGGCCGAGAACCUGACGUGCGAGAGCUUCGAGGUGGCGGUUCCGCUGCGCGUCUACGGCGCCGUGUGCACGACGGGCCUAGAGCGGCUAGAGAAGGACGAGGCUCAGGAGGAGGGCUUGGCUGUAUGA